UAAGAUAUCCCUGAAACCGACAUCGACACACUUCUUGGCGUAGGAUUUCUACAAAGCUGCGAGAUUCACGAUGACUUGAUGGAUCUGUGUCACGCCCUAGACCAACGCUGCUCGUGACGUCAAUUCCGCUGGUCGCCUUUCCUGCUCAGUAAUAACAGUGAGUUGUAGCAAGAACACAUCAUGCCGGUGCUCCUGCCGUUCCGGCUGUUUACGACGCUCAGCCGUGUAAGUGACUGUUCCAGAGCUUAUCUCCUCAUCGCCUAGGUAAUAUUCCUUCCAGUCAAUACUUUGGUCUUCAAUGAGCCUAUCACUCAGAGCGAUUUGGCCUCACAAACACAUAGUCAGCUCAGUAGCCGCACGAGGUGUGACGAGAUGAGCACCACGACGUCUCAAACGGAGGCUGCUACGCAGCGAGUCACGCGAGACUAUUCCGUUCGGAACGUAGGGGGAUACACAGAAAUGUUUGUCCAGCCACAGCGAACGAAGCAACUCGGCUUCCCAAAUCCGGCCUUGAUCUUUGGCUUGGUAGCGUACAAAGCAGUUGCCAGUAUGCUCUCCGACCAGCUCACCGAGAAAGUUUCGCUCACAACGGUGAAUAAUCGAUCAAGGUCUAAGGUCGCUGUGGGCUCAGGCGAAAUGGAACCUCGAACCUCCUCUAGAUUACCUUGCGGCCGCUGUACCAGGACCGGGAUUCAUUGCCGCCGCAAUACACGGAGACACCUUCAGCUUUCCAUUUUCGAUACAAAGCGCGUACUAGGCGUAAAGUUCAUGCCGCAGAAUGCAAUCGUCGGUGAAGGAGAAGCGGCGUGUAUGUGUCGACAGCGUUCGUCCCACCGUCGCGACCAGCUCCCAGAAGUUGAGGCCCAUGCCGUGUUGUCACAACGCGCGGAGCAAACAAUCGCCGUCGUACAAGCAAGAGUUGAUCUUCCAUGGGACGAUGGCUUGAACAACGACGAAAUGAUGUACCUCAUGGGCCUCAAAGCCGGUUCUGCAGCCGUUGCAGUCGGCGUCGCUGCAAUGAUCAUCGCCCCUUGCUAGAACCAGGUAAUUGAACACCUCUACAGAAUAACCACAGGCUCUUGGUGCAAAAUGGCCUCGCGAGUGCAAAGUCUUCGCAUAAUGCCAGGGAAACAGAAGUGGAAGAGUCUAUACCACCGAAGUCAUCGCUCCCCGAAAGGAAAAGUAUCAUUUGAAGAAAGUAAUCAUUAUGGUAUAUCUAGAGCUGUCAAGGCAUCUUGCGCUGUCUCUACUUCAUCUCGGGAAAGUCGAGGCGCAUCCAUGACAAGUUGCGCGCGUCCUUCGUACCGUUUCCGAGUGUAGUCAAUGCCCAGCUCAUGAAGUGCAAGCUGGACACGCACG
This is a messenger RNA of Dissoconium aciculare CBS 342.82, 1359 nucleotides long. RefSeq lists its product as uncharacterized. The record is from RefSeq and is a predicted model, not a curated record. Lineage: Eukaryota; Fungi; Ascomycota; Dothideomycetes; Mycosphaerellales; Dissoconiaceae. The coding region runs from base 373 to 1038 and encodes 221 amino acids. The transcript has a single exon.